Molecule: messenger RNA, 1184 nt
Organism: Triticum aestivum (bread wheat)
Lineage: Eukaryota; Viridiplantae; Streptophyta; Magnoliopsida; Poales; Poaceae
Product: actin-depolymerizing factor 10
Exons: 3
Coding region: 59-814 (251 amino acids)
Biological process (GO): actin filament depolymerization
Cellular component (GO): actin cytoskeleton
Molecular function (GO): actin binding
Source: RefSeq, a predicted model, not a curated record
CUAGGUUGAAGGCGCGGAUUUUUCAACUGGACGCGGCGGGGCGCCGCGCACGAAUCCCAUGAUCCCAUCAUCAAUACGCUUUCUCGAUCCCGCCUCCCAUCGGAAAACUAAACUAAUCCCACCUCAACCCAAUCUCCUCCACCGCCCGUGGGAUCGAUCCCUCGGCCCGCCCGCCUCCCUCGGAUCGACCAGCGCCACCCCGCCGCGAGACCAGGAUCUUGGCGAGCGAGAGCACAUGGCGCUGGCGGCGGCGGCGGCCUUGGCGUGGCCAUGCCUGGUGAGUUCCCACCCCCAGCCCUUGUCCGCCCCUCCCCUUUUAACCCCUCCGCCGGGCUUCCUCGGCGGCAAUAGCAACAGCGCCAUGGAGUUUCUUGGGUUUACGCUCAUGGGUGGGAACUCGCCGGCGUGGAUUGACGUGCCGGAGCGGAGCAAGAGCGCGUUCAUGGAGCUGAAGAGGAGGAAGGUGCACCGGUACGUGAUAUUCAAGAUCGACGACAUCACGGAGGAGGUCGUGGUCGAGAAGACCGGCGCGCCCGGGGAGAGCUAUGACGACUUCACGGCCUCGCUGCCUGUGGACGACUGCCGCUACGCCGUCUACGACCUGGAUUUCGUCAGCGACGACAACUGCCGCAAGAGCAAGAUUUUCUUCAUCUCCUGGUCUCCUGAUGAUUCUCGCAUCCGUGCAAAGACCAUAUAUGCUGUGUCCAGGAAUCAAUUCCGCCACGAGCUCGACGGGGUGCACUUUGAGAUCCAGGCAACUGACCCUGACGACAUGGACUUGGAAGUUCUCAGGGUCCGUGCUAAUAGAACCUGAUAGCUAGGUUGACUCUGCUAGCUUGCUGAUACACACCAGUAGCUCAAGAUGCGUAGCCUGCUACUGAAAUGCGGCGCUGGUGCACUGAUGUGAAGCAUGGUGUAUAAUCCGGCUGCUGAUCACACCUGAGUAUGCAGUGUUCCCUUUUUCAGGAGAUAGCAUCUCAGCGAUAUUAAUAUAACUAGAUAAGUAACCUACAAUAUGAUGUGGAAACGGCUCCAUUUAAUGUCUAGUUGCGCAUGUACUAUUUGUCUUCUCCUAAGCAACAGUUUUGUUGAGCUUAAACUGCUACUGCUCAGUGGUUUUGUAAUAGUUUCUGUUUUUUUUUUUGGUACUGAAUGUCCAAUCAAUCAUGGAGCAUGAUUUGCUA